ACUUCCUACGAACUUAAAAAAUGAAUGCUCGUGAUUUUAGUGCUUUUUAUAUAAAAUUAAACAAAUAAAAAUUAUAAAAAUGAGUGAGCAAAAUAAUACUACAGGAAAUGGCUUAAAUAAUUCACAACCCAAUGAGUUUAGCGUCGUUCUAACAAUAAUAAAAGUAGUGAUACUUGCUAUAUUUAUGCUACCUUUAGUUGAAUAUUCCAUAAGAGCAAAAACUAGUGUAAUAUCGACUGAAACUGACCAAAUUCAAAUCGAGACAAUAGAUGUAUCCAAGGAAAUUGAGAAGGUAACUGAUAGAAUUUUGACUGAAAACGUAGAGAUUACAAAAGAUGUUCAAGUAGAUAACAAACAAAAAGAUAAUAAAAAUAGCUGUAAUAAAAGCUACACAUUGGUGAUAUUUAAUGAAAUUUUAACGGAAUUAAUUGAGGAAAAUGAACUUUGUACACCAAAUGACUUUUACAACUCAAAUAAACACAAAAUUCCUAAAAGUGCCGUAAGAAAUUUUAGAAAAGAAACAUAUCAAGGGAAGACAGAAGCAAAAGUGCCAGCGAUUGUUAACUAUGCGGUUGGUAUAGUUCUAAUGGUAUCUCUAGGAGCAGCAGUAUUGGAGCUCUAUAAAGCCAAACGCCAACCAGCCAAAAAAGAUGGAAAGAACUCCCUUAGUCGAAAAUGCUCCUUAGCUGAUCUAACAGUAAUGAAACAUCACAGAAAAGAAAUGGUGAGAAGAGAAUCGAUUAUGGAAGUACCCGAGGAGCACAUUUACUCCAAACUGGGUAAAUUACCCACACCUUUGCACCGACAAUGCUCCUUUCCGGUAACUCCAAGCAAUAUUCCAGCUAUUUCUUCAAGCAAUCGUGGAUUUUCCACGGGAGGGCGCAGAUUUUCUAUGCAGGCUACCACAAAGUACGUUCCUGUCGUUGAUGGUCGACCAGCAGCUGUCCUCGAAGGAAGACGACAUUCCAUUGUAUCGGACGGCAGAAAUCCAAUGAUUAUGAUGGAGAGCAACAGAAGGAUCUCGUUCGAUACGAGGGGAAUGAUUAUUAACGCUGUCGACGAUGCUUCUGACAGAAGGUACCAUGGUCAUGGUAGACGUGUGCACAGACAUUAAGACUGAUUUGCAUGGUAAGACAAAGCCGUACUUAUCCUCUUAGAAACCAAAACAUAUUAAGAGAAGUUUUAAAAUAUUCACUCACCAUGGUGUUAAAGAACAUCAUAAGGGUUCAUAGCGCUGCUACAGAUUUAUAUUAACUUAAAAUUAGGAGAAUGUUAGUGGUUAAUAUGAAAAUAAAACAUAGACUGAAGUUAAACCAUAGUUAGAUAUAUUAGUGUAGUCACUGAAGGUAGUUAUGAGCUAUUACCUCCGAUUUCGUUGAAACUUCAUCGAUUUUCAUGAAAUUUGGUAAGUGGUUAGAAGAUACCGCAAGGAACAAAAGUGACAUGGUGCCAACUUGCGCUUUUACCCUGGGGAUGCCACCCCUUCUCGAGAGUGAUAAUUAUUUAAUUAAAAUAACCCCAUAAAUAAAUCAAAGGAUAAAUUCUAAGCAAAAUUUAAGCCUCAUUUAAAGUUAUUAAAACAAAGCAAUACUUUUUGAGAUGUUAAAGAUCAAAGAUUCUAAUUUGUCAUUCCGAAAUUAUAAGUUUUUACAAAAAAGGUGUUAUUACCAAAAUUGAAAAUAAUAAAAAAUCAAAUAAAUUCCUUACUUGGAAAAUCUUUUAGUGUUAAUUCAAAGUAAGUUAUCGAUAAUUAAAUGCAUAUUUUUUUCGGCGAAUUUACUGAAUAUUUGUCAAAUUACUCAAUAUUAUCUAUAAAAUGCGAAGAAGUUUAUAGCAUUACAAUUUAUGCUUCAGAAACUUUUUAAAAUGUAUGCUCCAAAAUUUUUUUUUAAAAAAUGUUAUUGGUUUUUUUUUUUUUGGAUAACUCCAUUAAUUUUUACGAGAUGUAUCAGGUUCAUCUAAAAACCAUUUGAAAUGUAAUUCUAAGGGCUAUAAAAUUGAAUUAAAUGAAUCUUUUAAAUCCUUUAUUUUUAAAGACAAGGGUUAAAGGGCCCAUUUACAUGGUUCUGGCAGUAAAAUUUGGCCUUUAAACGUUUAUAUCUCGGUUAUUUUUUAUCCCACAAAAGUAAGAUAUUUGCUAAAGAAAAAUCUAAAAUUUGGUUCUCUUUUAUUUUUUACGUAUAUCGAGUAUUUGGGGAGUUAUUAGAUAUAAUAUAUAAUAAAAAAGUGGAAAUUACGAGAAUUGGAAAAAUUCUAAUUUUUUUAAAUUCUAUUUAUUUUUUCAAAAAUAUGCAUUCUAAACUAGUCAAAAUUUUUGAAGUCAUUCUUCUUCUUUAUGUGCCUUGUCCGUUCCGAACGUUGGCAAUUAACAUGGCUAUUCUGACUUUGUUUACGGCAGAUCUGAAUAGUUCGGCAGAUGACAAUCCGAAACCCGAACCAGUACCGCAAGUUUUAAAGCUACGAGUGUCUCCUCCUCCCUGGACCCCUUCUGCUAUCUACACUCAGCGGCACAAAAUUCCGCCACCCAAAACUUUUGAUUAAGUUUGACAAUUUAUAACUUUAUUAUUUGUGCUCCGAAUUUUAAGAUUCUUACACCAGUUUGUAGGUAUAUGUAUUGACAUCGUUUGGUAUUAUUCCGGUAAAACAAAAAUUUUGCAUGCAUGGUAUUAUGCAGGGGUGAAUGGAAGCGUUGUAUUUUCUCCUAACUUUAAAAAAUUCUGCGGAAAAUGGAAGAGCCGAUUUUGUUCCAUAUCCUCCAGGAUAAUACAAAAUUUUUUAAAAAUAGGACAAAAUACAACGCUUCCAUUCACCCCCGUAUAAUGCCAUCUAAGCAAAAAAAUUUUGUGACCGGAUUAAUAUCAAACGACAUCAAUACAUGUACCUACAAACUGGUGUAAGAAUCUUGAAAAUCGGAGUACAAAUAAAAAAGUUAUAGAUUGUCAAACUUAAUAAAAAAUUUUGGGUGGCGGAAUUUUGUGCCAAUGAGUGUAUUUUCCCUGAAGUUAUUACUUAUUCUAAAAUAAAGAAAAUAUCUAUUAUUUUCUAUGGAAAUUAUCAUAAAUUUUAAUUUUUGUGAAAAUGGCGUACUUAUGUUUUAUUUUUCACUUUUUCCUUAAAAACUCGAAAGAGUUCUCUUCUUUUUAUCAUAACUUUUUUGCGUUUAAUGCUAUCAACUUUUUCUGGAGCUCAUUUGAUAAAUAUUCCUGAGUAUUUUGACAAGUAUUUAGUAAGUAUAUUUCACAAAAUUCAUCGUUUUCCUGUUAAGCUUGAGUAAUUAAAUUUUAGUACUACUCGCCGAAAAAAAUAUACAUUCAAUUACCUAUAACUCAUUUUGAUGUAAUAUUAACCCUGCUGUCCCGUUCGAGUCAACUACACGAAUGUACUGUUCGAGCCAAUAUGACCCAACUGUGGUUUACGCUCCUUAAUCGAAAUAAAAUAAGCUAAUGGUGAUAAAUAAAACUUUACUAACAAAAAAUUAUGGUUAAUUAAACAAAAAUUUUGUUGUUAAUGUAAAUUAAACUUUAUUAACAAACCUAAAAGGUAUUAUUUCUUUCAUUAACAAAAAAAGCCUAGUAACAAAUAUCUACAAAAAUUUAAUUCAGUUUACAGCUGGGACAGUAAUACAACGAAUCGGUUUUACAAAUACAGUUGAGUCCGCGAAUCUUUACCCGUGCGUCAUCAUUUAAAGCAUACGAAAUAAGUCGAUGAUAAGUCGGAAAUUGAAAUUUACUAAACGCAAUAGCAAGUGACAGUAAGUGACUUGCUGUUGCGUUUAGUAAAUUUCAAUUUCCGACUUAUCAUCGACUUAUUUCGUAUGCUUUAAAUGAUGACGCACGGGUAAAGAUUCGCGGACUCAACUGUAUGUUUAUGAUUACAACAUCAAAAUUAGUCAUGAUAUCGUUUUUAGAGCAAGUUUACAGCGUGGUCGUGGUCGUUUAGUAGGCGGAGUUAGAUUGUCCAUAAACGGUUCACUAGCAUUUCCGUCUUGUCUACUCGUUACGGGUCUAGGACGUUUCAUCGCCGCCAGUUCAUCGCCGCCAUUUCGAUGCCGCCAGUUCAUCGCCGGCCGAUUCAUCGCCAGUCAGUUAAUCGCUAUCUGAUAUAAUGCCUAUAUUUUCGACAGUUGCUUUUAUUAUUUAAUUUUAGUAUUAAUUAUGAUUUAGAUAUGACCAUUCCCGUUGACAGACUUACGCCCGGUUUCCGAAAGGAUGAUCAUCUCAAAAAUUAUGUAAUCGACGAUUAACAAUAGAUUAAAUGCGUCAGAAACGUCAAACAAACUAGUUUUAACAACAGUCGAUCACCUGACAAAAGAUUAAUCGUUAGUUAACAGCCGAUCAUGAGUGUUUUGAGUCUCCGAAAGGUCGAUUAAUCAGUUUCGCUUGUCAAACGGCGGUAAAAAUGGACUGUUACCUAAUCUGCGACUAUCCGUCGAUUAACGGGCUGUUAAAAGUUUUUUUUAGUUUUUUAAUUACUGUAAUUAACAAAUACCGGGAAAAAAUUGUCAAAUAACACAUAUAUAAAUGAUAUAAAUCAUAUUAUUCAAUAAAAAUAAGAUUUUUUGUGGAAGAAAUAAUUUAAAAUAUUUAUUUAACUUGCAGAACAUGGAUAUCUCGGACAUUUUUUAUAUUUGAUUAUAUAAUUUAUAUUUUUUUUUCUUUAAAAAAUGUAAGAUAACAAGGAUGCUAGACCUAUAGAGCUAUUUUUUGAGAGGCCAGAGCUCUAAAAAGCAGAACAUAAUGAUUAUAGCGAUGUAAAUAAGAGGGAAAACGUGUGAGAAAUUAUAGCAGCUAACUUUGAAGACAAUAAAACAGCCGGUAAAUAAAUUAAAAAUAAAUAUAAAAAGUAAAUAUAUAGACCAAAAAUAAAAAUACGAUUAUAAAAUAUUAUAGAUCAUAAAUAAACUGUUUUAUAUCUCCAACUCUCGUCACAUUACCUAGCCUCAUUUUUAAAAUGCUCUCGUUCAAUUCUUGCUCCAAACAAAAGUGACAGUACGUAAGAGAGAAUGCACCUUUAGAAUCUAAAGAUACAAGUUUGGAUUUAGAGGUUAAUAUAAUUGAAAUUUUGAAGGAUAACAGCCAAUUGUGACAGUAUCGCUACCAAAUUGUAUGUCAGAUCAUCGAUUACAUGAUCUAUGAUCAUGCAAUUUUACAAUAAUUGGCGUUUGAGAAACCCAUCACAGGUUAACAGUUGAUCAAAUCUGACAGCCGAUUAGAUGAUCGGAGAUUUGAAUAACGUUUCGGAAACCGGCUGUAAAUAUAAUAAUAUUUUUUAUCUUUUUAAUUGUCAUAACUUUUGAACUGAAUUUAACGUCGUGUCGUGUCAUCUCCCAUAACAUAAAAUCAAAUGACUAACUGGCGAUGAAAUGGACUGGCGAUGAACCGGCGGCGUCGAAACGGCGGCGAUGAACCGGCGGCGAUGAAACGUCCCAUUCCGCUCGUUACUGCUCGUGUCCUUUUUACCAGUUCUUAUGAGCCUUUAGUUAUUGGUAUAUUUUUUCUGGAAACGUUGACUGGUUUCAUCAGUCUUUUUCCCAAAUCCUCAAAAAAAAUUCGCCGUUUUGACAGUUUAUUGUUACGUCCAUAAAACGAACGCGUUGUAGGCAGAAAUAUCCAGCAGAUUAUAAAAAACAUUCAUUGGCUAGCGAUUUGUCUUCUUAAGCCGGACUCAAACGACUCGUGUACUUGGCGAAUAAUCGUCACUUGCGUAUACUGGCAAUGCUGUGUGAGUGGGUUACUAGUACAAUUAUUGUACUAUUUGUCAAACACUAAUAAUAAUAAUGUUAAUACUACUAUUAAUUGAUAAAGAAUUGUUCUAGUAACCCUCCCAAAAGACAUAGUAAGUAACGCAAGUAACGAUUAUUCGCCAAGUACACGAGUCGUUUGAGCCCGGCUUUACAUUUAUAUGUACCAACAAGCUAAUCUAGAGUAAUCUAAAGCUUGGAAUUGUAAUCUAAAAUAAUUUGUGGCUUUUUUCAUUUGAUGAAAGUGAUGCAUGAUGCAUUGAUUCAUGAUGCAGAGUACUCAUGAAAACAACAUUUUUAUUAUUUUGAGGAAUAUUGUCAACAGUGGUAUCUUGCGUGAAGCAAAAAGACGAACUAUGAACUUCUUUAUUCGCAAUUUUUGCUGGAAGCUCCGGUUUAUUUUUCUUAUAGUCCCCGACAUUUUACUUUUUUUUAGAGGACAUUGUCUUAAAUUUUAUGAUGUAAAAAAUUUAUCACAAGUAGUAUUGUGGCCUUUCAAAUCUACUAUUUAAGUCACACACCACACGCAUUCCCUGAUUUCGUUCUUGCUCGGCACCUGCUUUACUGUAUAGAUCUGUAAUUUUAGAGCAUCAGAAGUUUUACUGUUCAUAAGUACAUAAAGCCCAAAUUUUGUGCCAUAUUUCGCUGGCUUGCUUGGAAUGUACUUGAAGGGAUAGCGGCCUCUAAAGACAACUAGUUGCUCAUCGACGGUAACAUUUUGACCAGAGGUAAAAAAAUUUGGUACAUUUUCUAUCCAUUUUUCCCAAAUUUCACGUAUUGAAGUAAGUUUAUCAUAACGUCUCCUGUACUGUCUUAUUAGUUUUUUUAUCAAAGCGUAUUACUUGCGAACUUUUUGUAAAUACUUCAAGGGACGUUGUUGAUCGAAAUUUACUACGACCCGUUUCUUCAUUCCACGAACUUUCAGUUGAUUCACAAUGGGACUUAAAAAGUCGAGCUAAAAAUAAAAGACCAAUGUAUACUUGGAAACUAAUUUUAUCAAGUAUUUCCAGUUGGUUCCAAAAAUACGCUGUCAUUCGAUGUUGGUCAUAUCUAUAAUUUGGUUUGCAACUAUGUUUGCAACAUCGUCCAGCUAUACUACAAUUUGUUUAUAAGUUCUAGCUUGCAGAAACCUCUUUUUAUUUAUAGAUGUACCCGACUGACAAACACUGUUAGAAAAUAUAGAAUACUGCCAACUAAACAUGCAUACACAGGUAAUUUUUAACGGUUUAAAUACGCGAGUCAUAUUGACCCGAACGUAAACUAGGUAACAAUUUAAUUUUUAUCAAAAAAAUCAUAAAGUUGAUUGUUUAUUUCAUAAUAUUCUUGUUCUCAUGAUCAUUUUUCAGUGCGUCACAGUUUUUCGAUUUCUCUCUAAUGCAUUAAGUUAGAUGAGACGGAAAAAGCGGUAGCUCCGUGAUUAAACACAAAAAUAAUGCAGCAUUUCAAUGGUUAUAUACAUAAGAUGUCUAUUCCUAACCUACGUUUGAUUCGCUGAUAUUUAGAAUGCGCGUUUUUUCUAGCCAAUCAAAUACACGUAUUACGAACAUUUGACGAAAACUUUGUCCAUUUUGGCCAUUUUUUAGAAGUGUCAAAGAGUCAAGUGACGGUUCUUAUUCAGGUCAGUAUUUUGUGUACCUGUCAUUUUGAAAUUUCGAAUUCGACUUCCCUUGUGUUUCACAACGUUUUUGUGCAUUAUUUUGUGUUUUGGUUUAGAAUUUAGUUCGUUAAAAGUUAGUCAUUGGCGUGAGGAGACUAGAGACAUUCGAGAUGUACCGAAGAGUGCUAAAUAUCUCAUGAGUAGAUAGAAUAGCCAACGUGGAAGUAAUGAGACUUACGCAUAAGGAACGAGAAGAACUAACAAAUAAGAAUAAAACUGAGAUAUAUGGGACAUGUGAUGAGAGACGUAGGGGAAGUCGAGGCAAAGUGAACAAGUUAAGAUUUGUCAAAUAAUAUGACAUACGAAAAUAAUAAUUACGACUAUUUUUUGUUCAUACGAUAGCAGAACCAUUUGGCUACAUAAUCCAAUACCUAAAAACUAAAAAACAGUUUUAUGUAAUAUGCUGUAAACAUAUUUCCCAAAAGUCGCAAAAAGUUCACUUUGCCCCUCAGGCGGGGCAAAGUGAACUUUGGUAUUGGGGCAAAGUAAAACAUAUUAGAUCAAUUAAAUAUUUAAUCAGGAAAUACAAUUAAACAAACUUAAAACAUAAAAGGUUCUAUAUAAACUGGAUUGUUCCAUAUCUGACUCUUUUAGAGCGAAGCUUUCCCAUGAUUUGAGAUACAGUUAUUACCGAGAUAUCAUCUACCUCUGGAAAGACGAAGAUGUUCCAGUUUCCUCUAUACCGUCUCAGAAAUUUUACUUCAUACCCGUUUUUAAUGGACCUUUAACUUGGGCAACAAAUUCUUUUUUUAUUUUAUCCUUAGUUAGUUGAACUAUUAUAAAAUCUUUGGCAAACACAUCUUUCGUUGGAACUGCAGUAAGCUGGUUUGUUUGCAAAAUUUCAACAACUUCAUCACUGAAGGUUUCCGUGUCACUGGAAUCUUCGCACAAGUGGGCAUCAUCAACAUCAUGAUCUUCGGAGUCAGAAGAUUCUGGAACAGCAAUUUUUCGUUUUACUGCAACUUUUUUCUCAUAAUUCCUGUCAUUUGACAUAUUCUACAUGUUCCACUCAUUAAAACGCCCAUUUGGUGAUAAAUAGCCGUCUGAUUUUUGCAUGAGAGUUUAAUCUCUGUUCGAAGAGUUUAAGUCUGUUCUGUCGGACAAAAUAAAUGUGCCGUUUUCGUGGCGUGACCGUUCCAAAUUUUUAACCUGUUCCACAAUUAAAACUGCCCCUGUUCCAGUGUUCCCAUAUAUCAAAGUUUAUCCGACUAGACACCCUUAAGCUAUUAACAAAUUUUCAGCUUGCUAUUAAUCAACUUUUUUUUCAUACGCGGGAUCCAGACCUAUAAUAUAUCUAUAGUAGUUUUUUUAUCCGGUUUAAUUUUAGGCGAUACAAGAAUUAGUAAAUUAAUCUCGGAUAAAUUAAACCGAGACUAAAUAUAGUUUCUAACCUUCAACCUUCAAUAAACACAUUCUACAAAUCUAUCUACUACAAAACAAUAGUGGGGGCAAAGUGAACCUAGGAUCACUUUGCCCCUUGCGAAAAACUUCACUUUACCCCACACUGGUACUUUUUUGACAUUUGAUGUUAAUGUAAAACUGUCAUUACAUAUCAUCUUCGUUUUCUUGCAAAACUAUCUCUAAUUAGAUGCCUAACAUAAUAGAUUAACAAUGUUUGAAUGUAAUAAUAACUAGUUGAGUUAUACAUUAGAUUACACACUUACCAGAUUAGAAUUUUACCACCAUAAAAUAAAAAUUUCAUCCACAACUUAGCAGCUUUCGUCAAACGUGUUCUCGUCGUAAGCACAAUGUUACCAACUUAAAUAUAUUAAAUUUACGUUUGAAACUGUAUUACUGGCGCGAAUAAUUUAAAAUUUAAAAAGAUACUUUACUUUGCUCCAACGGUUCAGUUUGCCCCGACUUCCCCUAUAUCUAAUACUCCAGGUCAUUAUGCAAGAAAAAGAUCCAUAGUAAGAAGACGUAACUCAUGGCUGAAGAACCUUAGGAACUGGUUUGAAUGUAAUAACAAUGAAUUAUUUAGAGCUGCGGUUUCAGAAAUAAAGAUCUCUCUGAUGAUUGCCAACUUUUGAAGCGGAGACAGCACCUAGAGAAGAAAAUAAAAACAGUUUAUGGAUAGUUUUGUGUCAUUUUUUAAUGUUUCCAUAUUUAUAAAUUUAAUUAACAAUAUUGUUUACUUUUUAAUUUUAUUCCCCUUUAUAAAAAAUACCUACACGUUAACAUAUUGUGUAAAAAUCAAAUCUACUAAAUUACUAAUUAGUUUAAUUCCACAAGCUUUUCACCUAUGGCUAAGUACGAUUCUAGCAUCUGUCAGAUUCGUCAAUAAUUACAUGAAAUAAGUCUCGACACGCCCAAUACAGUAUAUGACGUCAUAAUUAAUGACGCACUGAAAAAUGAUCAUGAGAACAAGAUUAUGCAAUUGAAAGACCUCAUAUUAGGUAAUAGAGUCACGAAACAUCAAAUCGUUACGCCGCAUAAUAAUUUGAAAAUAAGAAAUAAUUUUUUUUGUGUCAAAUAGACCCGAACAGGAGAGCAGGGUUAAAUGGUUUUUCAAGUAAGAAAAUUAUUGUAUUUUUUAUUUAAUUUCUUUGUAAAACUUAUAGUUUUUGAGUUAUUUAUGAAAAACCGCUUUAAAGCAUGCAUUUUUUUCACGAAAAAUUAAAAUGUUUGCUCUUUAAUGAUUCAAAAAGUAUUGAUUUAUUUUAAUAACUUUAUAUAACAAAUUUUGCUAGAGUUUGUCCCUCCAUCUGAUUUAUGAGGUUAUUUUUAAUAAAAUAAUUUUCACCCUCGAGAAAGGGUGGCAUCCACCCACAGGGUGACAACCACUUACUAAUUUUCAUGAAAAUCGCUGGAGGUACAACAAAAUCGGAGAUGAAAACUUUUAAUGGCAGCACUAAAAUAUUCAGUAUACCGUGUAUCCUACGGUUUUCGAUAAGUACACAUUAUGAUACUAAAGUACGGCUUUGUAAAGAAUGUACGUUAAAACUGUUUAGAAGGUAUUAAAACUGUAUCCAAAAAUCUACAAAAUAUCUUAUACCUAUAAUUAAUGUUAGUGAAAAUGAUAAAAAAGAAUUUAUCUUUCGUAUAGACAAUCACUAACUUAAAUUCUAGUAAAUAUAUAUUUUGAUAAAAUUUUAAAAAAUUUUUCAAUAUUUUACCUUUUCUAAACUCACAUUUAUUAUUAUGGUAGGGGAGCCCAAGCGGAGAUUUUUGCAGUUACUCGAGCGCGUCAGAUUAUCAUAUGGGGAGAAAAUUGGUACCCUGCAGAUGUACCUAUACCAUAUAUUGGCUCUUAACACGGGGGGGUUCGUUAAGGGGGCCCGAAAAAAAAAUCUAUUUAAGGAUUUACAAAAUACCGUUUAUAUGAAUUGUUCUGUUUGGUAUCAAGCUGACAUAAGUAUAAGAUUUUCUAUCACUUUCAAAGGACUUUAUAUAAAAGGGUUGUGUUUUGUGAUUGAUCUGUUAUAAACUUGUUUUUCUAUUAUAAAAAGUUUAUUAAUUCCAGUGAAGUGGUUGAAAUGAGUUCAUUUAUUAUAUGCUCCAUCUCUUACUGAUGACUGAUGUUUAGGUGUCACAAAAACUGAUGUUAACAUUGAUACCUGUAACAGUGUAGAUAGUUUUAUUUAGAUUUAAAAAAUUUUAACACCAAUAUAUCAGAAAUAUUAAUUAAAAAAUUCUAUAAAAAUUUAUGUGUUACUGUUCUAAAAGUUUCUAUUUAUUCGAAAGUUGUACAAAUAAAAAAAAUUAUUCUUGAAAUUAAAAUUAUAAGACUUGAUGUGAUAGUAUAUCCUAUCAGCAUAUAUGUCAAAUUUGAUGUCUGUGCACAAAGUUGAAAAAAUUAUAAAAAAUAAAAUAGUUUUUAUAUUAUAUCUUCAUAACCUAGAAUUAUAUUUGUGUAAAGGGUUGAUUACUUACCUUGUCUAAAAAACUGUCUUUUGUGAUAUUGACUUUGUGAUUAACAUUUUCGAAUUUCACAUGCGACUACUGUAAUGAAUUUUCAAGAGGAAGGAUUGUGUAGAAAACAAAUACCUAGUUUAAUCCAAAUUUAUGUUAAUUUAAUUAAUUUACGUCAAAAAGAAGAAAAAAAAGACAAUAGUUAUGAUAAGUACUAGAUAAAGAUAAAGUUAAAACUAUGCAAGCUUUUUUUGUUAAGCGGGAAGUACCAAUCUGUAAAUAACUUUUUCUUUUUUCUCAACUAGUGUAUCUUAUAUAUUAUUUACAUAUUUUUUUCACAAUUAUUAGUGUGUCUAAUAUAUUAUACAAGAAUACAAAGUCCUUCUAAAGUACCUAACGAAUUUAGCGAAAUAAUAUUAGGAUAUUAAAAAAAAUAUUAUUCCGACCUAUUCUAGAAUCCAAAAAUUGAUAUGGAUAAGUUGCACAUGAAAUUGGAUAAAAUAUUUUCUUAAAAUCAGUUAUGUUUUAUCUUUUCGGAAAUCAAUAAUAAUUAUAAUAGACACAUUAUAUUAAAGAAUUCUUAUGAGGUAGGUAAGCCAAAGAAAAAUCAUUAGAAUAAAACGUCAAUGUUUUCUUACGUUUGUCCACGGCCUUCAACAAUGAUCAUCUGAAAAGUGUAGUGGCUGGUAUGAUUUAGGUAUAUAGAAUAUAGACACACGAGACUGAAGUAAGACAAAUUUAUACGAAGAGUUUUUAAGUAAAGAAAAUGAUCAAGAACACAAUGACACAAUAACCAGCAAAAUCAAAAAUACAUAUAUAACUAGGGUGCUACUAUAGUAUGCGGUCUACCGUCGAAUUUAUAAUCGCAUAAAAAAGAAGAAUUAUUAUUUUAAUUUUACAAAUAAUCCUUUGUUAUAUCUCUAUUUCCUACAUAUUUUAGUUGGGACUUAGACAAUUUUUGUGGCCUAUUCCCAAUUAAAAUAGUAACUUAAUACGACAAAGUAUUAGUUUGUAGAAUUAAAAUAAUAAUUCUUCUCAUUUAUGCGUUUUAUUCACUUUGUAAAGAUUUUCAUUAUAGUGUGCAAACCCUUCUGAGAAAAGAUUAAAAAGAUUAUGGUAUUGUUUAGCCAGUUCAGCAUUGCAGAACGUGAACCUUCGAGGCCACAUAACAAACCAACAAAUCAGGCAAAGAUCAAGAGUUCAAGACGGACGUCAAGGUAGAACACAAGACGGACGGUGGACAAGACGAAUCAUGGAAUGGAGGCCCAGAAACUAUACAGAAGCAGAGGACGACCUCCGCGACUAGAUGGGCCGACGAUAUAAAAAGACUAGCAGGAAACUGGGGACAAGCGGCCUAGUGUAGAGAAAACUGGAAAAAACUGAGGGAGGCCUAUGUCCAGCAGUCGACGCGAUUGGCUGAUUAAUGAUGAUGAUUGUUUAGCCACAUAGGUAUAGGUAUAGGAAUUUUAGUUGGAAAUAAGCCACAAAAAUUGGCUUAUUUUGAACAUUAUUAUUAUAGAUAGUGACAGCAAGACCAUAUACUAUCGUAGCACCUAGCUAGCAUUAUAGUAUGCUACUAAAUGUCACUACUUAUAAAAUAUCUAAUACUAAAAAGAAAUAAAAGAGUUGAAAAUAGAAGAAAGAUACAUUUUCUUCUACAAAAUGGAAAUGGAGGCAGUUUAUAUUCACACAAUGCUCUGUGAAAAAACUUUUCUACAUAAUUGUUAGAUAAUAAUGAUAAUUUUGUUUUAAAAUGACAAAAAUAUUAUUAAAUGAAGUCUGUAAUAGCAACACAUAACACAUAACUGAUUUUAUACUAAUUUAUGAAUGUUUAGAUGAUAAUAUACAAUUAUUGUUAAAGAUAUUUUCUAAUAUGUGUAAGCUAUACCUAUAAUUUAAUAUAUUUUGUUAAGCCUA
Molecule: messenger RNA, 13166 nt
Organism: Diabrotica virgifera virgifera (western corn rootworm)
Lineage: Eukaryota; Metazoa; Arthropoda; Insecta; Coleoptera; Chrysomelidae
Exons: 3
Coding region: 80-1114 (344 amino acids)
Source: RefSeq, a predicted model, not a curated record